GCUAGUCACUUUGACAGUUAAUCUUCUGAGAUAUUAUCUAUGUUAAACCACACGGCCAAAUUGCAUUCAUAGAGCAGGUCCUUUGAAAAGUCUGUCUUGCAAGUAACAUUUGAUUGCUUGUUUGAUUAGUUGUGUACCGGAAGGCACAAGGUAAAAUCCUAGCUGUUUAACAGUGUGUGGGAUUAGCACUGUCUACAAGCUAGCGAGUAAACGUUAGCCUCCUAGCCAUCAUGGCUGAAUUUGGUUUUAAUCAACAGCAUCAGAAUGAAGUAAUCAACUACAUGCGAUUUGCACGUUCAAAGAGGGUGCUGAGACUCAAGACAAUCGACUCAUGCUUUGAAGAGCUCAAAGACAGCAGACUUGUGGAGGAAACAUAUACAGUGGAUGAAGUGAAGGAGAUGCUGGAUGGGUUGCAGGCAGUGGUGCGUGGGGAAAUGGAGAUAGAGCUCAUCAACACAGCCCACACAAACGUGCUACUGCUCAGACAACUCUUCUCCCAGGCUGAGAAGUUUUAUCUCCGACUACAGUCUGACAUCUCAGAGCUGGAGAACAGGGAACUAUUAGAGCAAGUGGCUGAGUUUGAGAAGACUGACUUUAAAACCUCUAAUAAGGUUGUCCAGGAGAUCAGCAAACCCAAGUUGGCACCACUGAAUGAAGGUGGUGUGUCUGAACUUCUAAACAAGGAAAUAACAAGACUUCGGGAGGAAAAUGACAAACUUAAAGCUAGGCUUCGGACUUUAGAAUCCCAGGCUAUGAAUGCACUUGAUGAGAAAACCAGGGCUGAGAGAGCUCUGAAAGACCUUAAGAAGGUCCAGGGUGAAAAACAGCUGGCUACCCAUUCACAGGAGAUCAACAACCUAGAGGACACCGUGACAGCUUUGAGGGAGGACUACGAGAGAUCUCUUAGUGCCAAUGUUGCCUCCCAGAAGGACUUGCAGGAGAACUUGGUCUCCGCUAAGCAUGAGCUGUUGCGAGUGCAGGAGCAGCUGUCCCUGACAGAGAAGGAGUUGGAGAAGAAGUUUCAGCAAACUGCUGCCUACCGCAACAUGAAGGAAAUCCUGACCAAGAAGAAUGAGCAAAUUAAAGAGAUCAGAAAACGACUGCAGAGAUACGAGUCAGAUGAAUGAGCAUCACCCAAGGUAGUUGAUGCAACACAGAUGACCAUGGGGUUAAGAGGGAACCAAAAUUUUCAACUGUUGUAUUUAAUAGGUUUCAGAGAACUGUUAAUUCAGCCGCUCUAAAAUUAGAGAGAAAACAGGAAGGAGAGCUUCCCUGAAAAAGUGUUUAUAUUCCGCUUUAUCCAGCAUCUUGAGUAGUCAUUGGCUUUAGUAGAGGACUUACUGGGAAAGAAGGGCAGAUUUGGAGAGGAUGGAUUCAAAACAAAGCAGUGACAAAUUCUGGCUUUCCUCAGGUGUGCUUUUUUCUUCUUCUACAUUACAAUUUUGGAGCUCAUAUUAGAGUAAGUAGUUGGCUUCCCUCAUUGCUCUAUGCAAGUACUGUCAUGUCCCUAUUUAAAGAGGCCUUGUCCAUAUGCUGAUUUGGGCAGGUAGUGUCUGCCUUUAGUCUGAUUUAUCUGAGGGCUGUAGGUUAUACAUAGUGCUGUGUAUGGCGCCAUGUCGUUGAUGGUUGCCUCUCGUCAUGACUAGCCUGCUCAUUGGGCUAAAUUUUAGCUGCUCUGUUAAAGCCAGUAAUCACCCGGGAGAAUUCACUUCCAAGUCAGUUUGUUCAUAAACAUAAAAGAGCUUUAAGAUGAUGGUCCUUGACCUUAUUUUAUGUUCCAUUCACUAUAAUCUGUUUUAUAGCAUGUUGGAGGAAGGUUUUGGGUAGAAAAGAAUGAAACUGAUGAAUGGAAAAAUGACAUGUUUACUUUAAUUUCUUACAUUUAUAUUUCUGCUCUUGCAAAUUAAUGUUUGGAAGGAAGAGUGACCUAGAAAGAUAUUUCAUAUUUCCUAUAUUUCCUAUUGUCCCAACACAGUGUGCAUAGAAUAUUUUUAUCUGAAAACUUAACAGUGGAUUUUUCUUAUUCUUGUGGGUGAUAAAAGUGUAUAUGGUUAUGUUCAUGAUGUAAUGCUCUUGUAGAGUAUGAUACAUCGAUAUUGUACUAGAUGUGCAUUUGUUUGUAUUGUGCAAAGUCUGGGGUAAUAAAAGCUUUUACCA
This is a messenger RNA of Lampris incognitus (smalleye Pacific opah), 2157 nucleotides long. It is a transcript of the gene lztfl1, whose product is annotated as leucine zipper transcription factor-like 1. The record is from RefSeq and is a predicted model, not a curated record. Bases 231 to 1127 code for a protein of 298 amino acids. Gene Ontology annotation, cellular component: cytoplasm. The transcript is spliced from 10 exons. Lineage: Eukaryota; Metazoa; Chordata; Actinopteri; Lampriformes; Lampridae. Gene Ontology annotation, biological process: negative regulation of protein localization to cilium.